Ascochyta rabiei is the source of this 783-nucleotide messenger RNA. RefSeq lists its product as uncharacterized. NCBI's taxonomy places the organism in Eukaryota, Fungi, Ascomycota, Dothideomycetes, Pleosporales, Didymellaceae. Bases 1 to 783 code for a protein of 260 amino acids. Gene Ontology annotation, cellular component: mitochondrion. The transcript has a single exon. The record is from RefSeq and is a predicted model, not a curated record.
AUGGAGGGUUAUCCAAAGCCCCGCCACAACUACAUCUACACACCUCGUUACGGUCAGCGCGGCGUCCUCACCUACGCAGGACAGCAAGCAAACGGCGCCUACCCCUCCGGCGUCGCUGGUGGCGCCAUGGGCGGCUAUGGCUAUGGCGGCGGGGCCGUUGGCUACACUGGCGCUGCGUAUGGAGGUGCUUACCCGGUAUACAACACUUCAACCUACCCCUACCCGUACUCUGGCGCCAGCUAUUACGGCUCGAGUCACUACCCCAGCUACUCCAGCUAUCCCAGCUAUUCCAACUACUCGAGUUAUGGGGGAAGUCUUGGAGGCUACGGAAGCUACUACAACUACGGACUCUAUGGCUCCAUGUACCCACUUGCUAACUUCUAUUCUCCGUAUCAGAGGUCCUACUACAACACGGCACCGACUUACGGCCAAACUUCCUACGUCUACCCACCUGGUCCAACUACCACGACUACAAUGUACCACGUCGCCAACAGCCAUGUUCCAGUCGCUACCGCACCCCCAGCUCCCAUGAGGACCGCAUGCGCGCACACUACGACGCGCGAGGACAUCCAGAUGGAGAACCGCAGGAUCGCGACCGAGCGUGGAGCGUACAGCGCGAGGAAGAUCAAGCCGGCCGAUGCACGCGAUGACGACCCAUUCUGGUGCCGCGAGCGCAACGGCGAGUGGCAUCUGAGGACCUUCUACCAGAUCGAGAACGAAUGCUAUCCCGGGCAGUGGUUGAUGGAUGCUGAACUGGGCUUUCUGGUGUUCCACCGUGGAUGA